Molecule: messenger RNA, 351 nt
Organism: Tripterygium wilfordii
Lineage: Eukaryota; Viridiplantae; Streptophyta; Magnoliopsida; Celastrales; Celastraceae
Exons: 2
Coding region: 1-351 (116 amino acids)
Source: RefSeq, a predicted model, not a curated record
AUGCAAAGGGUUCGAAAAAGGGAGGAUGAUGGUGAAUGGAUUCAAGAGGAAGCCAAAGUUGCGCUUGAAAAGCUUUGGGUGGAACCGGAUUAUGUGAAGAAAAGGGAUAAGGCAAUGAUGAACCGAGCAUCCGAGACUGGCGGGUGCACUAAUACUGGUGGCUCUAUUCCACACUCGGAACACAAGAAGAGAUUGAAUGAUUACAACAAGCUGAAGGAAGCCUGUUCUAGUCAAGCAUCGACCUCUGGAGAGUCACCUCUUGAACCGCAGGAUGAUGAUUCCAUAUUCAUGGAGGUGACUAAGUGGGUCAAUAAGAAAGGUCGUGUCUACGGUCUUGGAUCAAAGGCGUGA